UAUUCUGUGGACUGUGAUUGGCAUCCUAAAAUCAACAAAUUGGGAUAAAUAUAUGAUAAACAAUCAUGAAAAAAAUUGUUUAAAGAGUAUUCUGAUCAAAUUUUUAAUUAGUUCAUAAGUAUUCCAGUGAUAUAUUUUAUAAUUAUUUAAAAUGGAUGUUUUUCUUAUGAUACGAAGAAAAAAACUAACAAUAUUUACUGAUGCAAAAGAUACAACAACAGUAUUGGAAUUAAAAAAAAUGAUCGAAGGUAUCCUAAAAGUACCAGUCAGAAAUCAAAAACUUUUCAAUAGAGAAAAUAAUGUUAUGGAAGAUGAAAAGCAGCUUCAGGAUUAUGGUCUCACAUCGAAUACAGCCAAAGCUCAAAAUCCAGCUACAAUUGGUUUAGCAGUAAGGGAUGAUAAUGGACCCUUUGAAGCCUUGGAAUUAACUCCAUAUUCUGCUCCACCUGAUUUACCUGACGUCAUGAAGACCCCCGAGACCAAUGGUCAAGAGCAAUCGGCUUAAUUGUGAUGUUAAUUUUUUGAACAUUACGCAUUUAAAUUGAGUUGAGUUUAUGCAUCAUUACAUUAAUUUAUUGUUCCAAAAAAAACAAGUUACCAAUAAAUUGAUUUUUUUAUAACUCAGCAAUUGAUAGGCAAGAAUUGUAUUUUUUCUCAUCAAUAAAUGAAUAAAUUUCGUGGGUGAAGUUACAAAAGAAAAGUUAUUUUAUUGAAAUAAUGAUUAUACUUCAGCAUCUAUACUGAAGUAAGCUUUUUGACAAUCUAGUUAAAGAGAAGUGUGAAGCCUGUAGUUUAGAAGGAUUAAAGACUGAACGGCAUCCAAUUUUGAGUCUCAGGAGAACAAAAUUGCUUGACCUCUAUAUUAAUGGAAAUUUUUUGUAAUACUGUGGAAGUGUUUCAAUUUGUAUCGCCUUGCAUAUCUUAGUGCUUUACAAAACAAGUAAACUUAAGGAAGACAUUUUCUAAAGUAUAUUCACUAAAUUGAAUUAAGUUUUUAACCUCUAAAAUAUUUGAAAAAAAAAAGGUAUUUGAAAGAUAUCUCAUGUUGAAGUUCAUUUUUAAGAAAAUCCUAUUUCACUAUCCUUUUCCUUUAAUUUGGAGAAAUCAAAGGUCGGUAAUUUGUGACAUGUUCAGUGAAAAUCAGUUUUUCUUUAGUAGUUUUAAGUUUGUGAAACAGUUGUCGAAGGAUUGAAUAAAUAUGAUUUAUUAUU
Harmonia axyridis is the source of this 1211-nucleotide messenger RNA. Its product is annotated as elongin-B-like. Gene Ontology annotation, cellular component: elongin complex; VCB complex. The transcript has 4 exons. Gene Ontology annotation, biological process: transcription elongation by RNA polymerase II. Lineage: Eukaryota; Metazoa; Arthropoda; Insecta; Coleoptera; Coccinellidae. Gene Ontology annotation, molecular function: protein binding. The record is from RefSeq and is a predicted model, not a curated record. Bases 152 to 505 code for a protein of 117 amino acids.